Molecule: messenger RNA, 449 nt
Organism: Amphimedon queenslandica
Lineage: Eukaryota; Metazoa; Porifera; Demospongiae; Haplosclerida; Niphatidae
Product: phosphatidylinositol 4,5-bisphosphate 3-kinase catalytic subunit gamma isoform-like
Exons: 3
Biological process (GO): cell migration; phosphatidylinositol-mediated signaling; phosphatidylinositol 3-kinase/protein kinase B signal transduction
Cellular component (GO): plasma membrane; phosphatidylinositol 3-kinase complex, class IA; phosphatidylinositol 3-kinase complex, class IB
Molecular function (GO): 1-phosphatidylinositol-3-kinase activity; 1-phosphatidylinositol-4-phosphate 3-kinase activity
Source: RefSeq, a predicted model, not a curated record
ACUUAAAAUGUGAAAUGUACAAUCCACUCUUCACUCCUCGCUUUGGUGUACUCCUAGAGGCCUAUUUAAAGGGGUGUGGUCAGUCUAUGCUCCAGCGAUUUGAGAACCAGCUCGAAAUGCAAAUACAACUUGAAGACAUUGGAAAACAAGUCGAGAAGAGUGGUAAUAAUGAAGCUAUUAAGAUGCAGACAGCAUUACAAGACCUCCUCCGAAGUAACGAGAUACCCAGUAAAGUACUGACUCCGGUUUACAACCCAAGGAUCGCCCUAGGCAAUCUCAAUCCGGCCAAGUGUAGGAUCAUGGGAUCUAAGAAACGACCUCAAUGGCUUGAGAUGUGUAAUGUUGAUCCAACCGCUCUGAGACCGGUACCAACAAGACUCAUACUCAAACUAGGAGACGAUCUGAGACAAGAUAUGAUUGUUCUAAGGAUGCUCUCUCUAUUUGAAAAA